Messenger RNA from Gadus morhua (Atlantic cod), 1063 nucleotides. RefSeq lists its product as uncharacterized. Bases 10 to 612 code for a protein of 200 amino acids. NCBI's taxonomy places the organism in Eukaryota, Metazoa, Chordata, Actinopteri, Gadiformes, Gadidae. The transcript has 3 exons. The record is from RefSeq and is a predicted model, not a curated record.
GCUCGUGACAUGACUCCAUCAGGAAAGUCGUUGCUCUGGGAAAUGAGGCGCGGGAGACUGUCAAAAAUGGCGAAGACCGUUUAUGUGCCACGAUUUGGCUCUCAAUUGCAUGGCAGCCAAACAAACGAACCAAAGGAAUAUUUGAUAGAUCUACCACCCACUUGUACACAGAAGAAACAAUACGAGAACUGUUUGUCAUCGAAAAAGGGACAAUUUACAAGAUCUCGCAACUACGUUAAAAACAAGCAAACUAACAAUGAAAACAAAUCUGAAGCAUCACCUAUAGGCCUACUGCAAUACAGUUGUAGGUCUGUGUCUCAAACGAGGAGGGCUUUGGACUGCGAAAAAGAGGAAUCCAAAUCGACGAGCCAGGGGACGGUUUUCGACCCCGAAUGGGAAGAAGAACUUCCUCUUUCUGAACCCAGCCAACUCCACAAAACAGAUACUCUUAAUGAAAAGCUCAAACCUGCCGUUCUGAGAACAAUCGCGAAGAUGCUGCGUGAGAACAGGUACAUCCGGAGGAGGCUUCUCUCCCUCAGCCAGGCCAGUCGCCCUCUGACCAGAGUCCCGGCGGGGCGCUCCCACCGAAGGGACAACUCCUUAACCCGCUAACGUAUGCCUUUAAUGUUUCACUAGGAAUUUAGUUGUUUCAGAUUUGAGUUGUCAGUUGGACCUACUUUUAAUUAAAAAGGCUUAACCUGAACUAUAAUAAGGCCGUGCUGUAAGACCAAAUGCUAGGCUAAAUGUUGAUUGUUGGUACAUGUUGAUGGUAACCACCAAAGGCCGGUUAGUUAAUACAUAGUCUUAAUAUAUGCCUAUACCGAAUGUGUUGGUAGGUAUUUAGUUGUUGCAGAUGUCUGUUGUUGCCAGUUGCACAGUUUGACCAACACCGGUAAUUUCCUUCAUAUUGUAAUAAAUCUCGAUUUAGGCCAUCUUGUUGGCCUAUAUAUAAGGGGGGGAAGGUGGAAGAUAUUACCCAAAGAUGAAUGUUAUUGUAUCGGAAACAAUCUGCAAAGUUGUUUGAUAGUGGAAAUUAAAGUGUUACUUUAGUAAAUAAGGGUCA